Molecule: messenger RNA, 1577 nt
Organism: Pistacia vera
Lineage: Eukaryota; Viridiplantae; Streptophyta; Magnoliopsida; Sapindales; Anacardiaceae
Product: WAT1-related protein At4g30420-like
Exons: 7
Coding region: 53-1138 (361 amino acids)
Cellular component (GO): plasma membrane
Molecular function (GO): transmembrane transporter activity
Source: RefSeq, a predicted model, not a curated record
AACUUUCGUGUCAGGUGAUUGCAUUCUUCGAAGUCAUUUUUCGAGAAAAAAAAUGGGGGAAUUGAAUGGUUACAAGCCGGCAAUGGCAAUGGUUGCCUUGCAAUUUCUUUAUGCAGGAGUUGCUCUCUUCACUAGAGCUGCUUUUGUGCAAGGAAUGAGCACCAGAGUCUUUGUUGUUUAUAGACAAGGCAUUGCAACUUUGGUCAUGGCCCCUCUAGCUUAUCUCUCCACAAGGAGAUCAAAUUCUUGUAGAUCAUCUUUAGGAUUGAAGGGCUUUGGUUGGAUUCUUUUAGCCUCUCUUAUUGGUGUAACUGCUAAUCAGAAUGCUUAUUUUGAGGGGCUAUAUUUAUCUUCUUCAUCACUAGCAAGUUCAAUGACAAAUCUGAUCCCUGCAGUCACUUUUGUAAUGGCAUUCAUUGCUGGAUGGGAGAAAGUUAAUAUUCGGAGCUUGAGAAGUAUUGCCAAGAUACUAGGGACUGCCUUCUGUGUCAGUGGAGCUGUUUCCAUGGCAUUGCUCAAAGGUCCAAAGCUAUUGAAUGCAGAAUUUUUACCAUCAAAAUCAGUAUUAUUCAUUCCAGGAAUUGAUAAUUGGUUACUGGGUUUCUUACUUCUCCUUGGCAGCAGCUUUUUCUGGUCCUUUUGGAUGAUUCUGCAGGUUCCGAUUUCGGCAAGCUGUCCAGACCACACAUAUUCAUCCGCCUGGAUGUGUUUCCUGGCAACAAUAGAAUCCGCAACUGUUGCAUUGCUUGUAGAGGAAAGUCCUGAAGUUUGGACUUUACACUCAUUUCUUGAAUUGGGUUGUUGUUUAUACAGUGGAAUUGGCUUGGCAGUCUCUUUCUUUGUUCAAGCUUGGUGCAUUUCUCAAAGAGGUCCACUCUUCUGUGCAAUGUUCAAUCCUUUAUGCACAGUGAUUGUCACCCUUUUUGCUGCUUUAUUUCUGCAAGAAGACAUGUAUAUUGGAAGCUUGCUGGGGGCUUGUGGUGUGAUACUUGGUUUAUAUAUUGUGUUAUGGGGCAAAGCUAAAGACUUCGAAGAGAUCAGAAAAGAAGAACAUUCAGAAAAGAAAAGCAGUUGUAAAAUUGAUUUGGAAGAAUCACUUUUAUCUGAAAAAUCACCAACUGUUAAUUCAAAUGUUUAAUUUUUGAGCAAAAAAAAAGUAGAUUCAAAUGUUUACUAUCUCAUUUGAUAGUUUUAUCUUCAAUAUUUUCUACAUAUGUGUUACCGUUUGAGCAAUAGAUGAAUAUGAACCCAAAAUUCCAAAAAUUAUUGCCAUUAACAUUAUAACAGCAAUGCCUGCAAGCUCAAAUCCCCACUUCCUGUAAACUUGAAACAUCUUCAAGUAACAAAGACAUGGAAGCAAGAAGGAAACAACCAUUAUGAGUAAUGCUCCACUGAGAGAUGCCACAGACUGAAAAGAUGGAAAAACUGCGGCACAAACCACAGUGCUCACCAGCAAAGCCACUCUGAUGAUAAUUCCUGUUGGUUUACUGUCUUGAUAAUUGGCUGGCAAUCCAUUUUCAAUAGCAGUGGCAAUUGACAUUACUGUUAAUGCAAAUUUGGCAAUAGGGAUAGCUAUA